Messenger RNA from Plectropomus leopardus (leopard coralgrouper), 2506 nucleotides. Its product is annotated as electrogenic aspartate/glutamate antiporter SLC25A12, mitochondrial-like. The record is from RefSeq and is a predicted model, not a curated record. Lineage: Eukaryota; Metazoa; Chordata; Actinopteri; Perciformes; Serranidae. Gene Ontology annotation, molecular function: L-aspartate transmembrane transporter activity; L-glutamate transmembrane transporter activity; calcium ion binding. Gene Ontology annotation, biological process: malate-aspartate shuttle; L-glutamate transmembrane transport; aspartate transmembrane transport.
GUGACCCGUGCAGACAGGAAACGCUGUCACACAUCUGCUGACCACCGCCUCUCUGUCCGGAGUCUGCCUCUCUCUCGGCGGCUCCUCGGCCGUAAAACCGCCCCGCCGCAGAUAGAAAAGGACAAUACUUGGCUAAAUAUAUAUUUGGUGUCUCAGACCUCGGCGGUCCUCCUGUCAUGCCCGCUGCCAUCCUCGUGCCCAGCGCCUGCGCCAGUCCACUGCAGCUGACGUCACACCCAGCAUGGCGGUCAAGGUGCAAGCAACAAAAAGAGCCAACCCCAAUGAGUUGAAGACUAUUUUUCUGAAGUAUGCCAGCGUGGUGGAGGAUGGAGAGCAUUACAUGACCCCCAGGGACUUUGUACAGAGUUACCUGGGUCUACAUGCACAGCCUCAGUAUAAUCCCAAAACUGUGGAGCUGAUAGCUGGAGUGGCUGACACGACUAAAGAUGGACUGAUCUCUUUCCAGGAGUUUCUGGCCUUUGAAUCAGUUCUUUGCGCCCCGGAUGCCCUGUUUGUAGUUGCCUUUCAGUUGUUUGACAAGACUGGCACUGGGAACAUCUCAUUUGAGAAUGUACGUGACAUCUUCAGCCAGACCACAGUUCAUCACCACAUUCCCUUCAACUGGGACUGUGAAUUCAUCAGGCUACACUUUGGCCAUGAGAGAAACAAGAACCUCAGCUACACAGAGUUCACCCAGUUUCUGCAGGAGCUGCAGUUGGAGCAUGCCCGCCAGGCAUUUGCACAAAAAGACAAGAACAAAACUGGCACCAUCACUGCCUUGGACUUCAGCGAUAUCAUGGCCACCAUCAGGCACCACAUGCUGACUCCAUUUGUAGAGGAGAAUCUGGUUUCAGCCGCAGGAGGCAGCACCUCCCACAUGGUGAGCUUCUCCUACUUCAAUGCCUUCAACGCCCUCCUCAACAACAUGGAGCUGGUCCGAAAGAUUUACAGCACGCUUGCCGGCACUUACAAAGACACACUUGUUACCAAAGAGGAGUUUGUUCAUGCGGCAAAUAAGUUUGGUCAAAUCACUCCAAUGGAGAUAGACAUCCUGUACCAGCUCGUUGGUCUCCACUCUCACUCCGGGCGGCUGAACCAUGCAGACAUCGAGAGGAUAGCUCCGUUGGAGGAAGGUGCCAUGCCAUACCACCUAGCAGAGGCCCAGAGACAGCACGCUCGUGAAACGUCUCGGCCCAUCUGGCUCCAGGCUGCAGAGUCUGCCUACAGGUUUACUCUGGGUGCAAUCGCUGGAGCGACCGGUGCCACGGCUGUGUACCCCAUCGACCUAGUGAAGACGCGCAUGCAAAACCAGCGCUCCACGGGCUCCUUCGUAGGAGAGCUGAUGUACAAGAACAGCUUUGACUGUGCGAAGAAAGUGCUCCGCUACGAGGGCUUCUUCGGAUUCUACAGAGGUCUCCUCCCGCAGCUCAUCGGCGUUGCCCCGGAGAAAGCUAUCAAACUCACGGUGAAUGAUUUUGUCAGAGACAAGUUCACCACACAGGAUGAUACCAUCGCUCUGCCUGCAGAGAUUCUCGCUGGUGGAUGUGCCGGAGCCUCCCAGGUGAUCUUCACCAAUCCUCUGGAGAUUGUUAAGAUCCGUCUGCAGGUGGCCGGAGAGAUCACUACAGGCCCCAGGGUCAAAGCCCUGAGUGUUGUGAGAGACCUGGGCUUCUUUGGCCUCUACAAGGGAGCCAAAGCUUGCUUCCUGCGUGACAUCCCCUUCUCCGCCAUCUACUUUCCUGUUUAUGCCCAUGCCAAGGAGAAGCUGGCAGAUGAGGAUGGACAGCUUGGGGCCUUACAGCUGCUCACUGCUGGAGCGAUUGCAGGUGUGCCGGCGGCUUCGCUGGUGACCCCUGCUGAUGUCAUCAAGACCAGGCUCCAGGUGGCUGCCCGAGCAGGCCAGACGACAUACAGCGGAGUCAUUGACUGCUUCAGGAAGAUCCUGAGGGAGGAAGGUUUCAGGGCGUUUUGGAAGGGCGCAGGAGCUCGCGUCUUCAGAUCUUCACCACAGUUUGGUGUGACCCUGGUGACCUAUGAACUGUUGCAGAGAUGGUUGUACGUCGACUUCGGAGGACAUCGUCCUGCCGGCUCUGAGCCCACUCCCAAACCCGCGAUCAAGGACCUUCCCUCUGUGACUGCAGACCACGUCGGCGGCUACCACCUGGCUGCUGCAACCUUUGCCGGCGUGGAGAGAAAGUUUGGUCUGCACCUGCCCAAGUUCAAACCUUCUGCGGAGGUGACAAUCAAACCAGCUGUGCCCAAAGCGGAGCCGCAGGCUUCAUAAAUCGUCACAGUUUCCUCAAAAAUAGUUUUAUUGAGCCACGUUUCAAUCUAAAUGCAUUUGAGCGAUUGUCUUACUUUGAAUGCUGCAUGAGUAUGGCUUUAAUGCGUUUUCUUUGCAUAGCUUGCACAACGUUACUGUACAUAUUGUACUUCUGCACAGAGGGACAUUAUGGCAUGAUGAAGGAUUGUAAACUGCGUUUUUUUUUUCUGGCGUGCAAUAGCU